Molecule: messenger RNA, 1293 nt
Organism: Adineta ricciae
Lineage: Eukaryota; Metazoa; Rotifera; Eurotatoria; Adinetida; Adinetidae
Source: the annotation of a GenBank genome assembly
AUGGAUAAUCCAAAUGAAACACUUGCUACGCUUCUAAAUGCGCCCAUACACGCUGAUUAUGCUGAUUACUUCAAUCCAUCACACUUGCAAUAUCAUCAUCACCAUUAUUUUCAUGGUGCCAAUCGAAUGUAUCAAACACCAACCGCAUCUUACUUUACACCUGAACAGUUUGAUACUCAACAACAGCAGCAACAACAACAACAACUGACUACUGAUCAUCAUUCUCAUCAACUAUACUCAUCAUCAACAGCAAAUCCAAGUUAUUUGUCACAUCCUUCUGCGGCAGAACUUUAUCAUUCUCAAUAUCAAUCAUCAGCAUCAUCAUCGACACUUCUUACACAUUUACCCAACUAUGAAACUUACACGUCACCAGCCCUUCUAACAAACAUUGAUCAACAACAACAGCAGCUUCAGCAAUCACAUCAAAAGUCGAAUCUGAUCAAGUAUGAACCUGAUCAGGAUCUGAGCAAUAAUUUAAGUGAUCAAAGCGGCGGUGAAGAUCUCGGUUGUAAUGACGAUGAGAAGAAAUCAUCGAAUAGAAAGUCGAAAUGCAACACUUCGGCGAAUAAUAGUGCAAAUGGUCGACAACGUCGUCAACGCACACAUUUUUCUAGUCAACAAUUAACCCAACUAGAGCAAACCUUCACAAUAAAUCGGUAUCCUGAUUUAGCAACACGUGAAGAUAUUGCGGCAAUGACGAAUUUAACAGAAGCGAAAGUUCGUGUUUGGUUUAAAAAUCGUCGUGCUAAAUGGCGUAAACGUGAAAGAAACAUGGAUCAUCUACGAAACUUUUCUCAUAUUGUUCCACCGUUUGACAUGUACUCUCAUCAUCAACCACCUCCAUCAUUCAUGUCCACUUAUCCUACAAAUCCGAAUUGGGAUCCAAUUAAAUCACCUUGCAGUCCAAAGUCUUCCCAAUCAUCGCCCAAUCCAUCCAGUUCAUAUCAACCAUCAACCACAGCAACAACAGCAGCAGUCGCCGUAGUCACUAAUUCGACUCCUUGGACACUUCCACCAAUGACUUCAUUAACCCAACCAUUGCCUAUAACAAAUAAUUAUAGUGAUACAUCAUCACCAGCACCUCCUAAUGCAACGAUCACAUCGUCUUCAUACUAUUCUCUCACAGAUACCAAUCCGAGUAUGUAUACGCAUAAUACCAAUCUUAUGGAACCUCUCUCGUCUCAUCCAUUGACACAAGUUCUUAAGAAUAAAGCAAAACAAAAUGGCUCUAGUUUUCAGUUGUACGAAAGUUCAAUAGCAGCACAGAAUGGAUUCUUCUCGGAAACAAAUUAA